GCAACUUUGCUAAGGCUUCCUCAGACUUCUCAGAAAAUGCUGGAUGAGUGCCAGGACAGACGGAGCUGCCAGUUCCUUGUCAAUAGCCGGCUGUUUGGUCUAGACCCGUGCCCUGGAACCGGCAAGUACCUCAUCGUAUGGUACAAGUGCAGGCCAAACGAGUACAAAAGUAAAGUAGCCUGUGAAGACGACAAGCUGAGACUGAGCUGUAAGAAAAACAUGGUCAUAGCCAUUUACUCCGCUAUUUUUGGAAGAACACAAGGAGGCAGCCUGGAAUGCCCCUACCAGAAUUUAGAGAUGCCUACGAUAGAGUGUCAGUCAGCCACGGCUCUUCAGCUUAUGACCAGACGCUGCCAUGGAAAAAGAAGCUGCAGUGUGUAUGCCAGCACCUAUGAAUUUGGUGAUCCUUGUUACCCAGGUAUCCACAAGCACCUCAAUGUUAUCUACACCUGUGUUCCCAAGAAGCUUCUGCAUGAAACCCAGCCAAAGCCAACCAACUACCAAGGAAUUCAGCAACCACAUUUUCCACAGCAGCCAAGAGUGUACGAUCCGAAUGUUAUAGGGGAUGGCGUGUUCUUUCCUGAUGUCUCGCCGUCCAUUCUAGAGCGCGUUCUGCCAGAGAAGAAGAAAGGGAGGUCAGCUACCUUUUACCCGCUAGACAACACCCCCUUGCUGCUUCCCGUGGAUGAGACACAGCGGCCAGUGGAUAACAGCAGCAUGGAGCCCGUGGGUGUUAGCACAGAGAUGGCCUUGCUCAGCAACAUCCUAGCAGCGUAUUCCUUUAUCACAGAAAAUCCUGAGCGUGCCGCUCUGUAUUUCGUCUCUGGGGUAUGCAUCGGACUCAUCUUGACGCUGUUGGCCUUGGUGCUGAAGGUGUCCUGCCGAACUGACUGCAAGCAAUCCCCAGGGAAAAAGCCGCCUCGGGAGCCAGAGAGCGACAGCGACAGCAGUGACAGCGAGGACGAUUCAGACACCACUUCGGACCUGUCGGCCCGCAGGCACCGCAGGUUCGAAAGGACUUUGAACAUGAACGUCUUCACCUCAGCCGAGGAGCUGGAGAGGGCUCAGAGGCUGGAAGAGCGAGAGCGCAUCAUCCGGGAGAUAUGGAUGAAUGGACAGCCAGACAUUCCAGGGACCAGAAGCCUGAACCGCUAUUACUAAGUGUUGGGAAAUCCCACAGGCCGACACUGCAGCCUAGGUCUUCCUGGGCCUGCUAAAGAGGAGAGAGAGGAAAGGAAUGUUACAUGGAGUCUCCCCUUUUCCUUUCAGAAGAGCUAACUGGAGCAGCGUGGAUGGACAGCAAUAAAGCUUUCACCUUCCCCUUUUCCCUGACUUAUUGCUACCGACACCAGGAAAUCACCCCCCAGUAUUUUCUCUCUGUAAUCAGUCUGGUUAUAGCAGAGGUGGAUGCCAGCUUCUCUUUUUGGUGUAGUUCAACAGUGGGUGAGAGGCACACAAGUAAAGCCCUCCCCCAGAUCUCGGAAGCUGAACACGCUACAGUACAAGUGCUGCUCUCAUGCUUGCCAGGGAAACCAUCAGUGUUUUGCUUUCCCCAAAGAUUUCAGGAGAAUCGAAAGCAAACGGAGACUCUGUGUCCACUAAAGGAAAGAUAAUAUGAGGAGGGAGGGCUGGGGAGGCACAAGCACAUGAUGAGUGACUGGCUUGUGACUUUAUGAGAUGUGGGGAUUCUUAUACCAUGAAAUCAUCUUGGUGCUUGGACAUUCAACCGUGUGUCCUGUUAUUUAAGAUGGUGUUUUAAUCUGCUUUUCAGUGGCAGCAUUUUUUUUUUUUUACUGACACCUCAGGGAUAAAAUCCUUUUUUUUUGGUAUGUUUCCCCAUCUCCUUCCCCAUAAACCAACCUGCCCCCAGCAGUGAAAUUAUGGUAUUAUAGGAGAUGUGUCAGUGAUCAGUGAAAUGUUAAACAGCCUCAAAGAGGUUGAAAGGGGUUUUGUUUGUUUUGAAUUGAUAUAUAUAUAUAUAUAUUUUUUUUUUGAAGAGGCUGCACAGCAAUGUGCCUUAUUCUUUUUUAUUGUUAAACUGCAGUUUUCCAUGGAUAGUGAUGCACAAUGUUUUAUAUAUUUUAUUAAAAAAAAUAAAAGAAAAGGUUUGUAUUUACAAGAGGAAAAUGAGGAUGAAAUGGGCCAAAUACGCCAGCAGGGUGAGAA
Molecule: messenger RNA, 2166 nt
Organism: Gopherus flavomarginatus (Mexican gopher tortoise)
Lineage: Eukaryota; Metazoa; Chordata; Testudines; Testudinidae
Gene: EVA1A
Product: eva-1 homolog A, regulator of programmed cell death
Exons: 7
Coding region: 37-1161 (374 amino acids)
Molecular function (GO): carbohydrate binding
Source: RefSeq, a predicted model, not a curated record